Lolium rigidum is the source of this 1033-nucleotide messenger RNA. RefSeq lists its product as uncharacterized. Lineage: Eukaryota; Viridiplantae; Streptophyta; Magnoliopsida; Poales; Poaceae. Bases 18 to 782 code for a protein of 254 amino acids. Gene Ontology annotation, molecular function: protein binding. The transcript has 2 exons. The record is from RefSeq and is a predicted model, not a curated record.
CUUACUCUGAUCCCAUCAUGGCAGGACCAAAUCCUUCCGCAGCUAUGGCGGCGGCGGCCGCCACGCCGGCGAGAGCUUGGUGGCGGCCGGAAAUUCCAGCGACCGCCGCAGCCGCAGCUGGCAACUGCUUCUUCCGUCCUGGAGCGAAGCGCUUCAGCACAGGGCUUCUAAUGACAAGCACCCGCCUGCACCCCAAAGCGUGUACCCGUCUGCACGUCAAGAGCGGGGAGGCAGAAGGGAGCCCGAAUGCCGAUACCGACACCGAGACCACCGAGGCAGCUCACGUCGUAGUUGAUGAGGAGACCCUCCGUCAUGACCUCGAGACGGCGAUUGAGGAGGAGGACUAUGCCCAGGCGGCCCGACUCCGGGACGAGCUGCGCCACCUUCGGGAGGACGGGCGGUCGUCCCUCCUGGCGGCCAACGCGCGGUUCUACGACGCGUUCCGGGACGGCGACCUGGCGGCGAUGCACGCUCUGUGGGCCAAGGGCGAGCAUGUGUACGUGGUGCACCCGUCGGCGGGGCGGAUCGCGGGCUACGAUACGGUGAUGCGGAGCUGGGAGAUGGUGUGCGACGCAGACUACGAGUUCCCGCUGCGGUUCGACCUGCAGGACGUGGAGGUGCACGUCAGGGGCGACCUCGGCUAUGUGACAUGCCUGGAGAUGGUGAAGACGAGGGGCAGUGGCAGCUGGGGCAAGCAGAUUGCCACCAACGUCUUCGAGAAGGUGGGCGGCGAGUGGCGGAUGUGCAUCCACCAUGCCUCCCACCUCGACGACGACGAGUAACCAUCCACUGGUUCUGGGAGAUGCAUGUGCGAGCACAAGCUCGGGGAGGUUUUGCGGUACAGACGGGAGCGUAUAGAGAUCAUACUGAACUAUUCGGCAGAGUUGUUGAGACAUACGAUCCUAUCUUCUUCUAUAGUUGUUGCAUUUUUGUAUCAUCACAUUCAUUCAGUAUUUUUGACGAAUCAGAUACCAAAAACCAUAAUCAUACAAUAUUUUGGGGGAGUAAAUAUAUUGGAGAGGGCAGUUUCUUU